ACCGAUUGAACAGCCAUGAGAUUUAUGGUGGUCUUAUUAUUUAUUUGUUUUUGUGGCGGGUCACCGCAAAAAUACAUAUCCAAAUACGAUCACAUAAACGUCGAAUUGUUGCUAAAGAACGAUCGACUGCUGAAGAAUUACAUCGACUGCUUUUUGGACAAGCAAAAGUGCACGCCGCUCGGGAUGGAAAUCAAAAAAAAUAUACCGGAGGCACUCAAAAACGGGUGCGCCAGAUGCAGCGACGACCAGAAAACGGCGUUCAAGAGAAUAAUCAGACACCUGGCUAAGAACAGGAGGGAUUGGCUGAACGAACUGACCGAUAGAUAUGAUCCCAACGAAGAAUUUCAAAAAAGAUACCACUAUCUAUUCGCCAUUACCAAUUAACCGAUUUAAUUAUGUUAACU
Aethina tumida (small hive beetle) is the source of this 404-nucleotide messenger RNA. Its product is annotated as ejaculatory bulb-specific protein 3. The record is from RefSeq and is a predicted model, not a curated record. The coding region runs from base 16 to 384 and encodes 122 amino acids. NCBI's taxonomy places the organism in Eukaryota, Metazoa, Arthropoda, Insecta, Coleoptera, Nitidulidae. The transcript has 2 exons.